AUGGUACCCGGUGAUCUUGGCGGAUAUCCUCCUCAAUCACCUUAUCCACCACCUGGUUAUCCCGGACAAAGUUCACAUGGACAUGCUGUGGGAGGGUUGAUAGCAGUGGGUGCAGCUGCUGCUUACGGGGCACACCAUAUUGCACAUGGUUUGUUUGGUCGGGGAAAAUUCAAACAUGAGAAGGCGAAAUUCAAGCCUGGGAAACGCUGGAAGAAGGGGAGCAAGUUUCUCAAACCUAAGUUCAAGAAAUGGAAGCCGUAA
Gossypium arboreum is the source of this 261-nucleotide messenger RNA. Its product is annotated as glycine-rich protein A3-like. The record is from RefSeq and is a predicted model, not a curated record. Bases 1 to 261 code for a protein of 86 amino acids. NCBI's taxonomy places the organism in Eukaryota, Viridiplantae, Streptophyta, Magnoliopsida, Malvales, Malvaceae. The transcript is spliced from 2 exons.